CAAGGCGAUUACCGCUCCAAUAUAUUUGCCGGACUAUGCGGGGUGGUCUUUUUCUUCUUGAUCAUCUCGGCCUUGGCCUUUCCCAAUGGGCCCUUCACCCGGCCACAUCCCAUUCUCUGGCGAAUCGUGUUCGGCAUGUCCGUGCUCUACUUGCUCAUGGUGCAGUUCUUCAUCCAGCAGGAUUACGAGACCAUUCGCUCCCUCAUCGUGUGGUUCGAUCCCAUGAUGGCCAACUACACCAUAGACACCGAAAAGGAGUAUGGGGCGGACUGCUGGGACGUGACCUUUGAUCGGAUUUACGCCCAUCUGGAUUGGUUUGCCUUCGGUCAUUAUUGGGGUUGGGGCAUGAAGGCCCUGAUCAUUCGACAUUAUGGCAUCUGCUGGAGCAUCUCCAUCAUGUGGGAGCUCACCGAGAUGGUUUUUGGGCAUCUCCUGCCCAAUUUCUACGAAUGCUGGUGGGACAACUUGUGCCUAGACGUGCUUCUCUGUAACGGUUUGGGCAUCUUCACUGGCAUGCAGGUUGUGCGAUAUUUCGAAAUGAGAGAGCAUCAGUGGGAAAGCAUCAAAAACAUCCCGACUCGAUCGGGCAAGAUCAAGCGUGCCCUACUCCAAUUCACGCCUGAGAGCUUCUCGUCGGCCCGAUGGUUGGACCCGUCUUGCUCGUGGAUGCGAUUGAUUGCCGUGGCUCAAUUCACGCUCAUGUGGCAAAUGGUGGAGUUGAACACGUUCUUUGUCAAGCACAUCUUCCCCAUGCCGGUCCAGCAUCCGAUUUGCGUGGCUCGCAUCCUGGUUAUGGGCCUAAUGGCCGCUCCAGCCACCAGACAAUACUAUACGUACAUCACGGACAAGGAAUGUGAUCGCUUGGGUAGUCAGGUCUGGGUAUUUAUCGCCAUAGCCAUGUCUGAGCUGAUCUUUCACAUCAAGUUCGGAUUGGACUUUUUCUCCAACACCCAGAUCUCCAAGAUGCUCAUUUGGGUGGUUCUAAACAUUGUGAUCUCGUGCUCAGGGUUGUAUGUGAGCACGUUGAUCUACAAAUGGCGCUUUCAAAACGAACCCAGUUAUGACAAGAUCCAUUUGAAUCAUCCCCCGGAUUCACCUAGUCGUAACACCAGAUCUCAAGUCAAAGAUGUUGGCUCGUUAUCUGGAUCCCUCCGUCAGAGAAAACCAUUGGAAGAUUAAUCUCAGCCAAUAAUUAUAAGGGGAAAAAUCCACUCGCAUUCAAGGAAACCUUCGAUUUUCCUCCACAAUAACUAGUUUACACUACCUCCCUUUGGCUCAUUUCUAUCACUCCAAGAAAAAUGAAUUUUAUAAUUCAGAAUUAUCUCAGUUACCCGACCGGCCUCCACUCCCCCUUUUCCACUAGUCUUGUUAUCAUAUAAUGCUCUUCAUAUCCCUCUAUCACGCUUGCCCAUUCAUUUCGAUUUAGUGAUGUUCUCUUAUCCUCCAAUGCAUCAUUGAAAUAGACGCCUAAAACAAUA
Messenger RNA from Tigriopus californicus, 1478 nucleotides. It is a transcript of the gene l(3)77CDf, whose product is annotated as phosphatidylserine synthase-like. Gene Ontology annotation, molecular function: L-serine-phosphatidylethanolamine phosphatidyltransferase activity. The record is from RefSeq and is a predicted model, not a curated record. Lineage: Eukaryota; Metazoa; Arthropoda; Copepoda; Harpacticoida; Harpacticidae. Gene Ontology annotation, biological process: phosphatidylserine biosynthetic process.